UUUGUUUGGUUAUACAUAAUAUUACUUCACUACCGCGAUUCUUGAAAAAUAAACGUUGAAUCAGCCGUCUAUUCUUUUGCUUUAAUGGCCACAGCCUUUGAUUGAAGAUUAUAAUAGUAUUAUAACAUACUAUAGGACUUCUCGCACUACGUUGGAGCUUUAGCCUGGAUCAUUACUGAAUAAUACCACCGGAUUUAAUCUUCUUCACUUUGUUGUUGGUGCUAUCACGUUCAGAGGAACCUUGGUUAACCAAGUGAACUUAUUUGUGGUUUUUAUCUCAGAAAGCAGCUUACAAGUAACAUUCACUUCAUAACACUGUUACCAUUUUGUUGCUCAACUUACCUUUUUAUAUUUUAUCUGUAAUUUGUUAUCUUUUGCGUUACUCAUAGACAUACGCUUAGGUUUUUAAUGUUAAAUCUUUUGGUGUAUUGUUAGUAACUUUACAUAUUGUUAUAUCUUGACUAAGCUCUUUUGCUGGGACCCACCACAUGUUUUGCAGAGUUCUUAUCCGGCAGUACCAGAAGGAAAGCCAUUAGCUAAGUUUAUGUUCGGAAGGAAAUUCGGACAGUCUUCAACAGAAUAUUGCCACCCGUAGAGAAAUAAAUCCACGAGAGAGUAUUGUAUAGUCACUCGUAGCUUCCAGGUGUGUGAAAGGGUACUUGUCAAAUCGUAUCAAGGUGAUAGGAAGUGGGAACCCGGUGUUAUAGAACGUCGGAUCGAAAGUGUACCGUACCUAAUCCGAAGAAAUGUCGGAACGUGAAUAAGACACAUAAAUUAAAUUCAGUGGGACGGCGGAAAAUUGAUCCCACAAAGCUGUCUCCUGUUUCAAUCUCCUGUAGAUUCAUCUCGAUAAAGCGUUUCAGGAGCGCGAAUGUAGAGGAGGUAAGCUGUAACGGUAUUAAAAGUCAUUACAUGUGACCUUACUAGUGCGGGUUUGUUUUUAUUGUUGUAGGGCAACAAAGAGUAAACAUAUUAGGAGAAGAGGAGCAAGCCUCACGCGAUCUGAACCUGCAGAACAAUGAAUAAAACUAUUUUGUAAUGUUUCCCUUUUUGUAAUCGAACCACGUCUUUCACUUUUAAAAAUAUAUCUGUUGUGCAAGUACACCGCGUCCUUACUUCAGAGGCAUUUACUAGUCCUAACGUUUGUCUUAUUUCAGAUCUCCUGCUUCUUAGUAUAUACUAAGAAUCUAAGUUUGAGAUUUAACAUUUACAAAAUAGGGAGAUUGGGUUUAUUAAGCCUUUCUAGGCUUGUUCACAACAUUUCGAUACUUGUCUGACUACUUCGUGCGUUUUUUCCUUCAUUCCUCUAGUUAUUAGGACUGAGUUUAUGAGAUACACCCCUUCUCAUUAUAUACAGGACUUUUUGUGGCUAGAUCCUGUGUACUUUAUUAACACUGAAACUAAAGAUAGAGAAACUGGAACUGCUAUAUUUCUAACAGGUUGAUCUCCACUUCUAAUGGUUUUCAUGAUAACUAUAUAUACCAAUAAGUCACUACCUUAAAAACUUUUUGAUUACUUGUAAAUUAGUGUCAGUUUACAUCCCAUCUUCCAUUGUAGACCAAUGAAGCGUCCCGCUGAUAAUGUGGGAGACGACUGUACGUUAAGGCGUGCAAUCUGCAAAGGUAAAGCACCAGUGGAUGUUGAAUGUGUUGCUAAAGUCAAUUCAGCUUAUGUUUAUUAUGAAGGCGAUGAUAUUUACGAUGUUAUGCUAAAUCAAACUAAUGUUCAAAAUAAUAACAAUAAAUACUAUAUUAUACAGCUUUUGAAGGAUGAAAGUAUAAAUAAUUACUCUGUCUGGUUUCGUUGGGGUCGAGUUGGGAAAUCUGGUCAAAAUAAACUUGAAACUUUUGGUUGUAAUUUACAAGCUGCUAAGAAUUGUUUUGAAAAAAAAUUUCUAGACAAAACACUAAAUACGUGGGAAGAAAGAAGGGCUUUUAUAAAACACAAAGGGAAGUAUGAUAUGGUUGAAAUGGAUUAUGGUGUACAGGAUGAAAACGCAACUGCAAAGAAAAAGGUUAAAAAAAUCAAAUCACGACUUCCUGUUGCAGUUCAGGUACUUUUAAAAUUAAUAUGUGAUUUUAGUAACAUGGAACAAGUUACUACUGAACUAAAAUAUGAUACACGUCGGGCCCCUCUAGGAAAACUUAGUAAAUCACAAAUUCGUGCAGGUUAUACAGCUUUGGAUAAAAUAUCCCAAAUGAUUGAUGCUUUGUCAACUUUAAGUCAAGAGUGUAAUACUGAAACAGAAACUAAAGCAAGAGGCAGAGUAAGACGUGUCAAAACAAAUGCGGGUGAUAAACGUAAACUUGAGGAACAAUUACUGUUGGCCUGUAACGAUUUCUAUACACGGAUUCCUCAUGAUUUUGGUAUGCGUAUACCACCGGUUAUUCGUACAAUGUCUGAAGUCAAAUCAAAGAUUGAAUUACUAGAAGCUUUAUCUGAUAUUGAAUUUGCUGUAAAUAUUUUGAAGAAUAAUCAAUCAUCUACUGAAAAUAUUAUUGAUGUAAAUUAUAAACGACUGAAUUGUGACAUUAUACCUCUGCGAUCAACUGAUCCAAUGUAUUCGUUGUUAACCGAUUACAUGCAUGAAACACAUGGAACUACACAUAAUUGGUAUACAUUGGAAAUAUUAGAUAUAUUUGAAUGUCGAAAAUCUACGGAACAAGAAGAAUUCAAAGAUUACGGGAAUAGGAUGCUUCUUUGGCAUGGAAGUCGUUUAACCAAUUGGGUUGGCAUUUUAGGCAGAGGUUUACAAAUUGCUCCACCUGAAGCUCCAUCUACUGGAUAUAUGUUUGGAAAAGGUGUAUAUUUUGCUGAUUGUUCAUCGAAAUCAGCCAAUUAUAUUUAUCCAACACAAGCUAACAAUGUUGGACUCAUGAUUGUGUGUGAGGUUUCAUUAGGUAAACAAAAAGAAUUAUAUCAAUCAUGUUCUUACGCUCAUAAAAAUCUCUCUGAUUAUCAUAGUGUAAAAGGUGUUGGUAAAUGGCGACCAAAUCCUGAAACAUGGAAAACUUUAAAUGAUGGUGUUAUAGUACCAUGUGGUAAAUUAAUUCAAGCACCUCAAAUGUAUUUUACAAUUUAAUGAAUACAUUGUCUAUUGUGUUAAUCAAAUACGUUUAAGAUAUUUAUUAAAGGUGAAAUUUAAUUUUAAUCAAUAAAAGAUCUUACUUUAUUAAAGUAUCCUAUUUUAAUUAUUAUUAUUUUUGUUUACUUAUUAUUGAUUGGAACCAAUUUAUUUUACGGAUUAUACUUUUGUUUAUAUAUGUAUAAUAAGAUCAUUAAAACGUUUUUUUAUAUAUUUAUUUUGUAUAAUAAAAAUUAUAAACAUA
Messenger RNA from Schistosoma rodhaini, 3329 nucleotides. NCBI's taxonomy places the organism in Eukaryota, Metazoa, Platyhelminthes, Trematoda, Strigeidida, Schistosomatidae. The record is from the annotation of a GenBank genome assembly.